AUGGGGGCGGCGACCGGCGCGGAGAUGCGCCACAUUGAGCGUUUGCCCGAGAGCGUCGUCAACCGCAUCGCCGCAGGGGAGGUGGUGCAGCGCCCGAGUGCGGCGCUGAAGGAGCUGCUGGAGAACGCCCUGGACGCGGGGGCCGCCUUCGUCCAGGUCCUCGUGCACGACGGCGGGCUGGGGGUGCUGCAGGUGACGGACGACGGCCACGGCAUCCACCGCGAGGACCUGCCGCUGCUGUGCGAGCGCUACGCCACCAGCAAACUGCGCUCCUUUGAGGAGCUGAGCCGCAUCACCUCCUUCGGCUUCCGCGGGGAGGCGCUGAGCUCCAUCUCGUACGUCGCUAGGGUGACGGUGACGACGCUGCGGCGCGCUGGCCCCGACGGGGCCCCGCCUGGAACGCUUGCGUGGCGCUGCCACUACCUGGAUGGCGCGAUGCAGGGCGAGCCGACGCCGUGCGCCGGCAACCCCGGCACAAGCAUCCGCGUGGAGAGGAUGUUUUACAAUUCCGCCGUGCGCCGCCGCGCGCUCAACCGCCCCUCGGAAGAGUACGGCCGCAUUGUGGCCGUUGUCGCACGGUACGCCCUGGCCUUUCCGCACGUCGCGUUUUCCUGCCGCCGGGAGGAGGGUGGCGGGGCGAAGGCGGAGGUUUUCUUCCCCAGGGACUCCGCCACGCUCGCGAACAUCCGUCUCUUUCACGGCCCGGCGAUUGCCUCCCACCUGCACGAGCUGAGGUGCGUCGGGGCCAGCGCCGAGGGAUGCUCGGCGGAGGCGGUGCUGGCGGCACGAGGGAGCGCCGGCGAGGGCUGCUUCCUCAUACGCGGCUACACCAGCGGCAUGGCGCUGCUCAACCGCAGCCCGUACCUCUGCGUGUUUGUCAACAACCGGCUGGUGGAGAGCGCCGCCAUCAAGCGGGCGGUGGACACCGUCUACAGCGGCGUCCUGACGGGCGGCAACCGCCCCUUUACGGUGCUCUUCAUCACCGUCCCCCCGGACCGCGUGGACGUGAACAUACACCCCACCAAGCACGAGGUCUGCCUCCUUGACGAGGAAAUUAUAGUGGCGCAGCUCUCGGAGAAUGUCCGGCUUGCCGUGCUGGAGUCGGCCGCCCGUCGUCAGCUCGACACCCGGCACGUACUCUCCAAGGCGGCUGCCCUGUGUGACAGGGGGGCGCACUUGCCGCCGCCGUCCACUUCCGUGUGCUCCUCCUCCACCCGCGCCGUUGCUGGAGUGGCGCCGCCGCCUUGCAACGUCGUGCGGGUGGAGCCACAGCGUGGGGCGCUCGACGCCUAUUGCCGGCGCUUGCCGGCGGCGGAUGAGGACGGGGCAAGCAAGCCAUCCCUGGACGACGGCGGCGGCGGGCUGCCGCGGCCGGAGGCCCGCGGCCAGUUGUAUCUCUUGGCCGCAGGGGACUCGGCGGACGUCGUCUUCCACGCGGAGCCCCACGCCGCGCAGGCGUCGAGCGUCCGCCCGCCAGCGUGCGACGAUGUUACCGCGCCUCCUGCCACGCCGAUCGUGAAGGCUGACGCCACGACUGCCGCUGGCGGAAACACGGAGGUGUUUGCGAAUAUACUAAAGGAAGAAGCGGAGGACGAGGGCGGCGACGACGACGACGACGACGACUUGGGCUAUGUCAUGCGGCAGUUCAAGCGUCAGCGGAGGGAGAUCCAGAGGGCGGCUGGCAUGGCAACCGCCGCCGAGGAAGACGCGGAAGAAGAAGAGGACGUCGGCGGGGCGCGGGCAACGUCAGGGUUGCCUGCCGACGGAGCUGCGGCGGAGACUGUGCCAGAUGGAGCGGAGAGCUUGCUGCUUACGAGUGUGUCUACCGUUGUUUCACACAUUCUGCAGGCAACUUCCCCCACUGCCCAGUCACUUUUUGAGAAGCUGGCGUACGUGGGCGUGCUCAACGACUGCAUGUUUCUGGCGCAGGCGGGAACCACCCUCUACGCCGUGGAGACGCUGCGUCUGGUUCGUCUCGUCGUGUACCAGCGCAUAUUCAUGCGGUGGUCCGUGGCGUCACUGCCGGCGCCGCCGCAGCUGCUGCUGCAGGAGCCCGUGAAGGUGACUGACCUGCUGGGAUUUGCCCUCCAGCACGACGUUCCCCCCGGUGCAGACGUUGCUUCCGCCGAGGGCAUGCAACGCACCGUGCGCCGAAUGGACCGAUGCCUCCGUCAGUGGCGCUGCAUGCUACUGGAGUACUUUGCCAUUGAGAUCACACACGACGGUUAUCUCUUGGCGCUGCCGUUCGGCCUGAAUGCCUCGUGGCCGCCCCCUCCGCGGGUCGUGCCACUCUUUCUCUGGCGCCUGGCGGCGGAAGUGCCGUACCGUGAGGGCGAAUUGGCCUGCUUCACCGCGGUCGCCCGCCACAUUGCGGACACUCUGUACGGACUACGCCUGCACGACGCCUGGCAGGAGCCGCGCCCGGCCCCGUCACCGGGUGAUGCGGCUUCUGGCGACGGUGCGGACACGGACGACGGUGUGCCUUCCUUCGUGGACGCCAUUCGGUUUGCGCUGUUGCCGUGCGCGACGAGCCCAAAGUUUUUUUUUCCGCCGGCCGAUGCAUUGCUCGAUGGCACGCUGCAGGCAGUGGUGUCGGUGGAGGAGCUCUACAAGGUGUUCGAGCGCUGCUAG
Molecule: messenger RNA, 2631 nt
Organism: Trypanosoma conorhini
Lineage: Eukaryota; Euglenozoa; Kinetoplastea; Trypanosomatida; Trypanosomatidae
Product: mismatch repair protein MLH1
Exons: 1
Coding region: 1-2631 (876 amino acids)
Biological process (GO): mismatch repair
Cellular component (GO): MutLalpha complex
Molecular function (GO): ATP-dependent DNA damage sensor activity; ATP hydrolysis activity; mismatched DNA binding
Source: RefSeq, a predicted model, not a curated record